This is a messenger RNA of Pieris rapae (cabbage white), 5010 nucleotides long. It is a transcript of the gene inaE, whose product is annotated as diacylglycerol lipase-beta. The transcript has 15 exons. Lineage: Eukaryota; Metazoa; Arthropoda; Insecta; Lepidoptera; Pieridae. Gene Ontology annotation, biological process: lipid metabolic process. The coding region runs from base 392 to 2449 and encodes 685 amino acids. The record is from RefSeq and is a predicted model, not a curated record.
UGGCCACCUGUCAAAUGCGGAAUGUCAGUACUCAGUCGCAGUCCGCAACCGGCUGGCGAUUGACGCGCGUAUUAAACAUUUCACCAAUAAACAAAAUACUAUCUAAUAAACAAAAUUAACGUGCAUCAUUCCGGUUUAUAUAAUCUAUAUUUUAAUUUACCAAACAAGGCGGCCGACCGUAGUGAAUUUGCAGAAGUGUUACAAGUGAAAGGAAUCAAGUUGCGGUUGAAGUGUUCAGUGAAUUUGUGAGCAAGUGUCACAAGUUACUUUCAUUUCAUCAAAUUCUUGAAUGAUAUGAAGAAGUUAUAAGUGAGAUGAGCAACGGCCGCUAACUGGCGGAACCUGUAGGAGUUAAUUCGUUGGCUGCUGGUAAAUGAUCAUAUAGUGAAGAAUGCCGGCGCUCCGGCUUUUGGGGCGAAAAUGGCUGGCAGCCUCAGACGAUCUCGUUUUCCCAAGUAUAUUCGAACUUCUAUUUCGAUUCGUUUGGUUGGUUCUCAUCGCUUUAGUAGUGGAAGUACUGUAUCCAGUGACAUGGCAGUGUCAGACCGAGGGCUGGACGGGUGGAGCGUUUGUGAGGCUCUAUCUUUGCGGGAAUCUAGCAUUACAAGCCAGUCUCAUGCUGCUCCUCUCGGCCCUGGCUCAGCAAUCCGCAAAAGGCACCAUCACAGACACCGACGCGCGAAAGCUGGUGUCACCUUUACUAUUACUUAAAGUAUUUCUGGUGCUACCGGAAGUGGCGUUAAACGUGAUGGGUACUAUGUGGAUGUACUGUGACGUCAUCGAGUGUGACGUAACGGACAAAUUCUCCAGUAUUGUUAUACAAAGUAUAGUAUUAUUCAACUGGGUGCAAUUAGCACUCACAAUAUUCGGCUUGUUCAUGGUAUUUGACCCCCUGGGGUCAGUGAACUACGAUGAGAUGCUGGACACGCCGAACCAGGCCCGGCAUCACAGGAAGGUCACGGGUCUCUGGUCCAGAAGGUUCCGGUGGGCGUUCUGUUGGUUAAAAAGAGACGAACAUGGGAAGGAGGCUUUUCAGCAAGUCGCUGCGUUACUAAGCGCCCUAUUCAGGUCGACAGACCUUGUGCCCUCAGAUGUGGUCGCCGGCUGUGUCCUAUUAAGGGUAAGACAGAAGCGCGAAACGCGAGAAAUGCGACGAAUACAAAUGCUGAACGAUGAAGAGCCAAUAUACACCACGGAUGUGAACAAAGUGUUCUCUGAAACACCGCCUUGGAUGAAUUUAGAUCACGCGCUGCACUAUUUAAGGCUUUCAAUCGCCGCCUACGGAUGGCCGUACGUACUUUAUCGCCACUGUUUCACGGGAUUCUGCAAGUUGGCACGCCACCUGACUUGUUGCUGCUGUAGGCCAAAGAAUACAAUCGUAUCAGACGACAACUGCUGUCUCUGCCACUUUGCUGGAGUCAAAUACAUGUCAAAACUUUCUGCUGAUGACAUCAUAUUUGCAUCAUUCAACAACCGAGUUUUUGAACUUCCAUUCUGUGUGAUCGUGGACCAUGAGCGUGAGAGCAUAGUGGUCGCUAUCAGGGGCUCGAUAUCACUCAGUGAUAUUUUCACCGACUUUACAGCAGGUUCCGAGAGGUUCGAAGCUGAUGGUUUACCUGAAGGCACUGCGGCUCACAAGGGGAUGUCUAUGGGAGCUGCGAAAAUGCUGCGAAGACUAAACCCAGUGCUUGAUCGGGCUUUUCAGCAGUUUCCGCAUUAUGACCUAGUUCUUACAGGUCACAGCCUCGGCGCAGGAGUGGCCGUCUUGGUGGGGAUUAAGUUGAGGCCGAGAUAUCCGCAUUUGAAAGUGUUUGCAUUUUCUACGCCAGCGGGGCUAAUAAGUCGAGAAGCAGCACGCUACACAGAGAGUUUUGUCCUCACUGUUGGAGUUGGAGAUGACCUGGUCAUGAGGCUGAGCGUCCAUAGUAUAGAAAACCUGCGAACCAAAGUCAUACAGACCAUACAUGCAACCAAAUUACCUAAGUAUCGAAUUAUGCUGAAUGGUUUCGGCUACGCGCUCUUCGGAGUACCAGCUCGGGACCUUGAAUCCACGUGGCGAAGGCCCGAGGACCUUGAGGCCAACCAUUCCGAUGACUCCACUGACGCACUGCUGACCCAGGGCGUCUCCACCGUGAGUGCUGAGGCGGCACUAGUAUCAAGAAACGUGUUCACGCGGAGGUUUUCCACAGCCCGUCUCUUUACGCCUGGAAGGAUAUUACAUAUAGUUAGGCGCAAGCGCAUGGGCAUUGAAAAUGGAGAGACUAAAGAAGAAAGAAAAGUGCGUAUCCAAGAACCAACGUACGAAAUGAGAUGGGCAUGCGCAGAAGACUUCAUGGAAUUGCAGGUAAUGCCGCGAAUGUUGCUGGACCACUUACCUGAAAAUGUACAUAGGACUAUUGAAACUAUAGUUAGUGAAAAACACCAUUAUCGAGUUACUGCUGUUGUUUAGAAUAUGUGAAAAAAAUAUUCUGUGUUGGACGGGUUAAAACCUCAGUUGGUUCAUCCACAAUCCUUCAAGACGUGGUUCUAAGUAUUCCUAUUGUUGAAUGGUUACCAUCUAUUUUAUAAGUAACAUCGUAACCAUGGCAACGACCUUUAAACUACAUUUUACAGGCAGAGUAAGGCAUUUCGGCUUAGACUGUGAUUCAGAGACAAGUACAAAUAAACAUUACCAUCUGGCAAAUAGUAAUUGCUUUUUGACAGCUGCUGAAGUUUCGCAUUCAGCAUUCAGAGACAAGUUGUACUUACACAUGUCAGAUGACUUUCGGAUUUUGACAGCUGAAACGUUUCUAAGAUCAGAAUUAUAAGUUGGCAGGCAUGUCAAGACAUCAGAGUAUGGUCAGUUGAAAGUAACGUAUCCAGUUUACUUAGAAAUAGAUAAAUAAGUGUGGAUGUAUGUAGGAACCACAAGCGUACCGCAAUAUUUUAUUAAUGUGUAGAUAUUUUCGUAAAUGUAUGGCGUCUCAAAGAACUACAGAAGUGCAAAGUCCGACCAUAAUCUAAAAUAUCUUUCCUGUAGAAUGUGUAAUGCCUAAUUUUAAUAUAUAAAAAGUAAAAGGCCGUUAAAAAUAAGAUUUAUUUCCGCUUUUAUAUAUCAUAUAUUAUGAUACCAAUUGGUAACUGACCAAUUUUAUAAUUUUACAGAAAUUUUCCCUAUUUAAUAAUAUAUGGCACAUUAAACACAAUUAGGUAUAGUUAACCACAAUUUUCCAUAUUGUAAUACUUUUUCAAGCAAGUCUUUGUCCGAAUACACAAACACGUGCAUUAGUAUUUCACAAAAAAAUCUUUAGUAGGUACACCUCCUCAUACAAGAGUUGAGAGUAAUAUUUAAGGCCUUUGAGUAUUCAGACUAAAGACAAACCCCUCAUUCAUAAAUAUAAACCAUUUCGUCUCUAUCCGUCAAAUUAUCUUUACGCUGUGAUGAAAAGAGUCCGAAGGCUCUUAGCAUACGUAAUACUUGAAUUAUUGUAUUAAAUACAAUAAACAAGGAGAACUAAACAGAAGCUCGAAUAGAAUUUGUGAUGUAAACUGUAGAAAGUAUGGAAAAUUGACGCAUGCGAGCUGUCAAAAAAGGACACAAUCGUGUUGACGUAUAUGAAAACUUGACGUCACGUUUGAUAAAACUGUUUUUGUUUUAUUAAUGAGGGGUUAGAUAUGAGAACUCUCUUAUUGACUAUGCGUCGUUGAACGAACAAUGUAAAUAUUGUAAAUAUAUAGGUUAAGUGAAUUGUGAGAAGACUGUGAUGAUGUUUUUUAUGAGAAAUAUUCUUGUAAAGUCGCGGGGGUUGUGUAAUGUGUAAUAAUUUUGUUAAAUCAGCUUAUUAGGGACAAAUUUUAUUUGCUCAAUUGAAAGCAAUUACAAAAAAAGUUUCGAAGUCGUUGUGUGCAUUGUUAUCGGAUUUCAUGGCCGAUUUGACUUAAAUGAAAAUGUCUGAAUAAUGAAAAUUCUUGUUCAAAUUAUUUGAAGAUGUUUUAAAGUGUCAGUCGGCCAUGAAAACUACCCUUAGUACAAUAACUAGGAGUGUAAGAUGUUACCCAUGUCAAUUAAUUUAAUACAAAUUAUUAUUUAAGAAUUUCCUACAAAACCCUCUUCAGAUAGGCAUAUCCUAGGCGACAAGAUAAGUUUUAAAAUAAUGUCAGAUAAUUAAUGGACUGUGCCAAAAAAAGACGGAAACACGAAACACAUUAGUCUGUUUAGUUGCAAUGCGAUUAAAUUGUACUUUUAUCACAAAGGAUGAUUUUUGUACUUAAAGUAUUAAUGAAUUAGUAAUAUUUGGUUACCUGUGUUAUUUUGGCCCAGCCCAUUCUAUGUCUAUGGCUGUAAUAUAAUCUAUGGCCAAAAUAUUUUUAACUCAACAAAUUCAGUAAUUAACACUUAAGAGAUUGCCAAUUGUUUAUCUUGCCUUUUUUAUUAGGUAGCAUUUUGUUACAUUCCAUUUUUAUGCUUUUUUAUUUAUAGUGGUCAUGGUUAAAGUCGCUUGUACUACGGGAAAUAACGCAAUUGCAGUUACAAAUGAGGGAUUGUAGUUAUUAUGCCGCGCCUGUUUACGCUAUUGCGUAUUUAAUUUAUACGUAUCUUAAAUUGACAACAUAAAUUCGUUGAUCUGAUUUUUAUACAAGACUAAUUUUGGUGAUUUUUAUGUUUAUUUAUCAACGCUCUCAUUAUGUAUCGCGUUAUAUUUUUAUAUCCGUUCCUAUUAAUUGCUUUUUUAUUCUUAUAUUUUUAUGAAAUGGCCUCAAUUAAAAAAAAUAAGAAUCUCAAUAUUUUUAUUAUAUAACAUGAACAAAGUAUAUACUCUCCAGUAUUUUGUAAAUAUUUUACAAUUUUCUUGUCCACUAAUGUCUUUUACUUAACUCUUGUAAAUUCGAGUAUUAGAAGGACGGACGUCCUUUUCACUUGUACCCUAAAUUAGGGCUUUUUAUUCUCACUGUUUUUAGGAUACUUUAGAAUAUAAUACCAAUGUAUUGUGUUGGGUUUGUGUUAAUUUAUAAUAAAUAUAUUUUAAGUAA